Caenorhabditis bovis is the source of this 447-nucleotide messenger RNA. The record is from the annotation of a GenBank genome assembly. Lineage: Eukaryota; Metazoa; Nematoda; Chromadorea; Rhabditida; Rhabditidae.
AUGCAUCACCGAAAACAGAAAAGCAGCGCGAAUACAUUUGGAGCGCUCGGCAAAUCGGUUGCAAGAAAAGAAAACGGAAUGGAGACGAUGGCAAAACUAAGGUAUCUUAACAAGAAACCGCUUUGUCUACAGUAUAACUUUGCCAGUUCUUCCAAUUAUGCACGAAAGUAUUCGCCUCACGCAAAAAGAAGAGAGCAGUCGUUUUUGGUUGUCAUACUUCACGGUUUGUGCCGGUUAGUCCAAUGGGCAGCUAAAAAUCUUCAAAAGGCAACUGUCGAUUUUCUAGUCAAACCCGCUCAUGAGUUGUACCCAGUUCAAAAUCCAAAUGCUCUUAACAAUUUCAUUCAAAACGAAACUCGUCAGCAAUUAAAGCGAAAACCUCAAAAACGAACAUCAUUCCGGCGAUCAGAUUUAGCACGAAUGAUGAGUAGCAUAGAUUAUCGAUAG